AUGUCUAACGAGCUCAUUGAUAUAGAUGCAGAUUCAGUGUCUUUUGACCUGCAGUCUUGGAUGGGCAAACCACCCGAUGCCCUCGUUGCAGCACGUUCGGAGCUCCUCAGCCUCCCCACCGGCCUCAAAUUCCCAUUAUUUCCUAUACCGACCCACCUCCCCGCUGCAGAAUUCAUCGCGCUCCAACUGCCAUAUGCUUCGCGCUCGUCUGACAUUGUCAGCGGGUCAGUCGCAAGCUGGUUCAGUCGCGACGCCCCCUGUACCUCUAUCAGCACGUUGGGUCAGUUUUGGCUUGACGGAUAUCAGUCGAUUGUUGACCCACGAUGCAAUGACGGACAAGACCGCUUCCCCCUCUGGACUCUCAAGUUGUGGCUUGAGCUGGGGUUAAUAAGCGAUACCCAAGCGUCAUGGAGGUCUGCUUUCACAUAUCUGCGUCGCCAAGCGGUGCCUGAUGCGCCAGAGGUGACACGAAAGGCAGCGGAGGAGAUGCUAGGGUUACUAGGGAAAAUCGGCUGGGAGGAGCCCAUUGGGACGACGGGACUUCAAACAACCAGUCUCAUCCGAUUCUUUGGCAAAGCUUGGCUGUCCGAGGAACAAAUUGCGCUUCAAGUACAUCAUAUGCGCGAACGACUGAAAAUGGAACGCCCAAAAUCCGGUCUUCGAGUGCUGUUCGCGCCACUGCUUUUCACCAACAAGCUUCUUCAAACCUCGAUUCAGCACAGCUACGAUGACGAGCAUGUCCGAGACACCGUUAUGAGAAGGAUUGAGGAGCAGGUCUACCGCGAAGAUAUCGAUGUUCUCUAUGCGCCAGCACAUGUCCAAAACAAUCACUGGAUUGUGGUUGCUGCCAACUUCAAGGAUGGGACGGUCUCCUUUGGAGAUUCGCUCUUUGACAGCCGCUAUGGUGUCUACCCCCGAAAGAUCAUUCAAAAACUACAGCUAUGGUCGAAAAAACGGUUUAUGGUCCCCUUGAACGAUAUGGGCAAUGUUCUUCCUAUCGGACAACAGACAGAUAGUCUUAACUGCGGGGUUUGCUGGGCUGACGCAGUCAUGACUGCAGUCUGGGGUGAUCCAGGAUGGAAACCCCAAUUGGGUGUCAUGCGCAGAAUACGCUGGGGCAUUCGAAUGGCUAAGGAGUGUGCCAGUGUUUGCUCAGAGCCAACAACUGUUUCUCCGACUGCUGGCGCUGAGCGCAUGACAGCGUCUUCGACGUCGACACCAGUCACACUCCCAUCUCUCCGACGUCACCACCUCAACGAGCUGCUUAACCCUGAUGUCGAGGCUGCGCAUACACUACCACCCGAGCAAGUGGCUAUUGAGCCUGACACUGAUUCAGAAGACGAAGAAGCCUCAAACGCAGCCAGUCGUACGGGUGGGGAUGACUCUGACACAUCCCUACAUUCUUCGACUUCCGAACGGAGUACUCUGUCGGCGACAGCAGCCAAAAUCGGGAAAGCACUCAAACAUGGUCUUCAGCAAGUCUCGACGACAACUCAGACAACACUUACUGCGGGAAUGAAGUACACAAUGGCGGCGACAAGCAGAACCACAAAGAAGAUCAUCGGCAAGCGAAAGCGAAAGCGAAAGCGAAAGCCUGACGACUCCGAGUCGGACGUCGAACCCCCAAAAGCCAGGCCGGCGGGUACGGGAACUGCACGAUCAUCCGUCCAUACCCGCAAUGCUCGUCAAGCGUUCCGGGAGGGUACCUUUCGCCUGGAUAUGUUGCGCUACAAGGGUUGGCUAGAGGGAAUGGCAGAAAUCGAUGAUAAAUUUGCGUAUCGUCCCGGAAAUGGGAAGCAACCUUACGAUUUGACACGAGCGCGACAGCAUUCAGCAAGCUGCGGUAUCAAGAAACGGAAGUACAAAAAGCAUACGCAAAACACUCACCGUAUGGACGAGUAUUUGUCUGCUGGGAAAGCAAGUCGGAAGGAAGCUGAAUUCAGAACGUUAUCUCGCGUCCCAUGCCCGGGCAUUGGACCGGAUGAUGAUAUUCGAGUCACUACAUAUCUUGAACGCACAGCAGUCUCCGGAGGUGGCGGUCAAAGUGUUACAGCCUUGUCGAAGCAGUUCUUCAAGCGCUUUUUCAGCCGCCUCGACUCAAAGCAACGUCGCCAGGUGCUAGAUGCGCAGGAGCAGUCACAUACUUGGGAAAAUAAGCACCACUCCCUUCCAGUCCGUGUUUACUCGCGGACAUGCAAGAAACUCGUCUGCGACCUGUCUCCACUUCGGACCGCUCCAUGUCGCGAAUGCCAACAAGUUCUCCGGUCGCGUUCCUUCAAAACGGCAAUCCAUCGACCUAAACCCGAAGACCGUCACUAUGUCCAUACACCCUAUCGUUUUCGCUCUCCACUGAUGGGUCAAAUCUACGCGCGCGCUAUUGGUGUGAAGGAGCUGAUUGAACGGAAGAGCCGCGACUCACCAUUUAUCCGGUACACGCUUGGUGCCUUGCGUGGCGAAUACAACGAUGAAGUGUUCAAGGGUUUGACGGAAGCCAUGGUCACUCAACACGACAAGGAGAGUCGGGGUGUGGGGCUCCAAAACUUUCCGCUACGCCGGCAUAUGACGACUUCACUCAAAUUCUUAACCUACAAAGUCCGGCAGCAUACCGUACAUUUUCCGAGCAUCUGCCAGCACAGUCGCAACGCAAUCUUCGGUAUCCUCUCCUUGAAGGAAGGAAAACAGCCCAAGUUUCCGAUGACUAUCUGCGAGCAGACAUAUGAGCUCGCGUUGAAGCACUUAGAGGCUCUGGCUUGGACGGGGCCCGUUGGACUGAGUGUAGACGAUACAAAGUUGUGUGCAGCGCAUCGUCUCUAUUGGGACUCGGAGAAGGGAGCAUAUAUGUUGGUCGGAAGCUCUUCGGGUCCAUUCCGCGUGGAUAACCCUGAUGCUGUUCGCAAACUAAUUGAGCAGGCUCAACUAGACAAGGCAACCAAGCUUCGUCUUUUCACACUCUCAGUACAAGCACCAGGAUCGACACCAAUUUUAUUGCAUGCCAUGCCAAUUGGCUCAAAAAACUGGCCAGCAGAGAAACUUGAGCCGUAUUCUCUGACCCUGCUCACCGGUCUAAUUGAGCGAGGUAUUCGGGUCGUCUCAUAUGCAUGUGAUGGAACAGAGUCCGAAAGGGCGAUUCAACGGCUACUUGUAGAGCAUGCAGACCAAAGGAUAGAGUACGAGAUUCCUGGCGACGAUGACAGUGCAAACUUCAAAAUUGACUCCAAACACGCACUCAAGACCUUUCGCAACAACCUUUUUUCUGGUGCUCGCAUACUCACUCUCGGCAACCACAUUGCACAUUUUGCUCAAAUUUACCAAGUUGCAUUUGAAGAGGGCUCCCCGCUCUACCAUCGUGAUGUCGAAAAGCUCGAUCGCCAGGAUGACGGUGCAGCCACUCGAAUGUUCUCUGCUGACACCCUCCAAUAUAUCGCCGAAAACCAUCCCGACUGGCCAUUUGCCAUCAUAUACCUCUUUGUUUUUGGCGAGCUCGUCGACGCGUACCAAAACCGGUCCCUCUCUCAUCAUAUCCGUUUUCAAAUGGUUAUGCGGGCGAAAUAUUUUCUUGAUGCGUGGUCUGACUUUAUUGACUGUGCGGAGUAUGACAAAGCCCGCCACCACCUUUCACGCGAAUGCCUCGACAUCUCACGAAUAAUCAUCGAAGGCUACCUGUUGCUCUUAAUCAUCUAUCGCGACGACUUUCCCGAUACACCACUUCUCCCAUGGCUACACUCCAGCGAGGCCUGCGAACACACAUUUGGUAUUUGCCGUCAACUUGUCAAGGACUUCACAUACCUCGACUUCCUGUACAUGGUACCUCGGCUUCAAUUUCCAUUAGACAUGCCAUUCUACGAUCUCGAACAUCCGAUGGGAAAGCACGAGCAGGAGGGCCUCUCGAGCUUCCCAACAACGGAUGAAAUGAAGCCACUCGCCACAGCAGCUCGAGCAGAUGCAAAUGCGCUAUGCACUGCUUGUGGUGUCGAUGCUGUUAUUGUGCGUCGUAUGCAAGAUCGCUUUCGUCGCGAAAGAAUCCCGUCAAUCGCAGAUUGGCUUCAUCGGUCUGGAGAUGACGUGGAGUCCAUAAACUCCGAGAACGACGACAAUGCAUCAAUAUCCGCCUCAAUAGGAGAUGGAAAUGAACUCAAUGAGCUGCUCAGCCAACUCGACACUGAGUCCUUUCGCUCAUCGACUACUGCGGCUGGUCGCGCUAAAGCAACAACACUGUCUAUGGCAGCAGCAACAUUACUGGUUGACCAAUAUGCGAUGGUUCAGCAAUACUCCCAGCCUACCGUUGAUGACCACCAGCAUGAAGACGAAGAGGCGCAAGAAAUUGCACACUAUCUUUCCCGACUAUCUAGCACUGACACUACACCCAUCAGCGGCAUGGCAGCAGUUUCUCUUAUACCUAGUCUAUUCGGAACUGCUGGAACUCGUCUCACCCAGCCCACACAAUUCGAUUACUCUGCCCUUGUAUCUCUACGACGAGAGCAUCAGACACAUCAAGCAGCGCAAGGUGUCCGUGUUCAUGUGCAUGUCGAACCAGCUUCCGAAUCGGCAAAGCGACAGCUUAUCAAGUCAAUGCGAGCCAUUUUGAAGCAGACUGAAGACCGUGGCCUUACGACUGGCAUUGACCGGGCGCUCCGCACACAAUCUCUUGGGGGAGAGCCUGCUACCGUGACAUCGGCUGGUAAUGCUGCCAAUGCUGCUGCGUCGGCGGCAACUCGUGCAAGAGAGGCUUUUCGGAAACGACGAAAGCUAUUUGCUGACGCCAAUGUUGCUCGAUUGACCGAUAUCGAAUCAGCGCGUAUAUCUGCUGUGCGGCCACUCCUUCCGCAUGAUUGGGUUCUUGUAGCUGCAGAUGUAGUGACCCGGAACACAUUUGACGUAUAUCUGGCUCAAGGUUGUCCUCACCUUGUAUGCGGGGCUGGAAAAUAUGGCAAGCAUGGGCUUGUGGUGGAUGGCGGCAAAUCAAAUAUCGCUGCCCUCUCAUUCGUUGGGGUCCAGCUAUAUGAGCUUUCCCUUUCUAACGGUACAUUCCAAUCCGUUACCAAGCAGACAGUGCAUCUCGACACCUCUACCUUUGCCCAUCUUCCAUCUCUCCAAAUCCUCGCACUAGUUAAGGCACCACAGAAAUCCCACACUAGCUCACAAGUUGCCCUCUCGGAUGCUGAUUUUACAUUGUUUUCCGCUGAGAGGGUCCCCGCCAACAUAUCCAAGGCGCUUAUCCAAGCUCGGAAGCGUAAGGUGGCGGAGGAGGUCGAUGAGUAG
Messenger RNA from Mycena indigotica, 5259 nucleotides. RefSeq lists its product as uncharacterized. The transcript has 13 exons. The record is from RefSeq and is a predicted model, not a curated record. Gene Ontology annotation, molecular function: cysteine-type peptidase activity. Gene Ontology annotation, biological process: proteolysis. NCBI's taxonomy places the organism in Eukaryota, Fungi, Basidiomycota, Agaricomycetes, Agaricales, Mycenaceae. The coding region runs from base 1 to 5259 and encodes 1752 amino acids.